AACCAUUUUCAAAUAAACUAUUACAAAACCAAAUGCUGAUCAUCGGCCAAUCUGGCUCCCAGAUUACUACUCUUGUUUCUGCUGUCUGCAACGUCAACAACAACAACUCACAUGGCCAAAACAACCACCACCACCCAACAACUGAUCAUAGGAAUAAAAGAUGCAGAAGCAACUUGCAUAUGGAGAAGCUGAUAAAGGAAACCAAACAAGUCCUCGACAAAAUGACAUCAGAACACCAUCGAGAUCAAAGUCUGCUUAUGAUCGACGCCCUACAACGCCUGGGAAUCGAUUACCAUUUCCACGACGAAAUUCAAAGUAUUCUUAGCAACCGUCAUUAUGUUGAUUUCAACUUGCAUGGCGGAUCAUACACUGAAUACAGUCUUUACCAUGCUUCCACUCGCUUUAGACUGUUGAGACAACAAGGCUUCAACGUCUCCUCAUAUGAUGCGUUUAAGAAAUUUAAGAACAACAAAGACGGGAGUUUUAAGAAGGAAUUGAUACUUGAUAUCAAAGGACUUAUGGGUUUAUACGAGGCAUCACAGAUGAAUAUGGGAUCAGAAGAUUUAGUGCUCGACGAGGCCGAGGAAUUCAGUGCUCGGUUCUUAAAUGCUUCAAUGAGUAGUCUUUAUGAUCAUAGGGAAAUAAGAUUGGUUGGAAACACUUUAAAGCACCCUUACCACAAGAGCUUGUCUAGGUUCAUGGCCAAUGACUUCCUUAAGGAUUUCAAUGGCUUUAAUGGAUCAUGGGAAAAUAUGGUUAAGGAACUUGCAAGGCUUGAUUUUGAUAUGAUCCAGACUUUGCAUCAAAAGGAAGUUUUUCAAGUCUCCAAAUGGUGGAAUGACAAAGGUCUAGCGAAGGAAUUGAAGUUUGCUAGAGAUGAACCUGCUAAAUGGUAUUUAUGGUCCAUGGCAACCAUUACCAACCCUAAGUUUUCUGAUCAGAGAGUUGAAUUAACAAAGGCAGUCUCAUUUAUCUACCUCAUAGAUGACAUCUUUGAUGUUUAUGGGUCACUAGACCAACUCACUCUAUUUGCAAAAGCCAUCGAAAGAUGGGACUUUAGAAUGGUAGAACAAUUACCAGAAUGCAUGAAAAUCUGCUUUAGGGCACUCGAUGACGUCACCAAUGAAUUUUCAUGCAAAGUAUUCAAUCAAAAAGGUUUUAAUCCUGUGGAUAUUCUUCGAAAGGCGUGGUCGAAUCUAUGCAAUGCAUUUUUAGUAGAAUCGAGAUGGUUUGCUUCCGGGAACUUACCUAACGCAGAAAAUUACUUGAAAAAUGGGAUUAUCAGUUCCGGCGUGCCUCUCGCGUUACUUCACCUCUUCUUUCUACUCGAAACAGAUAUCAACUCAACAAUGGCGGCUAAUAAUCUAUUGAAUGAUUGUCCCUUGAUUUUCUCAAUUUCCACUAUUCUUCGUCUCAGCGACGAUUUAGGAAGCAACAAGGACGAGAAUCAAACCGGAGAAGACGGGUCCUAUGUGGAUUGCUUCAUGAAGGAUCGUAAUGGAUGUUCGGUAGAGAUGGCUAGGAAUAAUGUAAUGAGGAUGAUUUCAGAUGAGUGGAAACGCAUUAACCGUGAAUGCCUCAUCUCUUCGAAACGUUUCUCGCCAAUCUUUACCAAAUCUUGUGUGAAUUUUGCGAGGAUGGUUCCUCUUAUGUAUAGCUACGAUCAAAAUCACAAUCUUCCGCUCCUUGAAAAGUUCAAGCGAACAAUGUUUGAUAAUAAACAUUAA
Molecule: messenger RNA, 1727 nt
Organism: Impatiens glandulifera
Lineage: Eukaryota; Viridiplantae; Streptophyta; Magnoliopsida; Ericales; Balsaminaceae
Product: (3S,6E)-nerolidol synthase 1-like
Exons: 6
Coding region: 33-1727 (564 amino acids)
Molecular function (GO): terpene synthase activity; magnesium ion binding
Source: RefSeq, a predicted model, not a curated record